Messenger RNA from Theobroma cacao (cacao), 1089 nucleotides. RefSeq names its product DNA-directed RNA polymerase I subunit RPA12-like protein. The record is from RefSeq and is a predicted model, not a curated record. Lineage: Eukaryota; Viridiplantae; Streptophyta; Magnoliopsida; Malvales; Malvaceae. Gene Ontology annotation, cellular component: RNA polymerase I complex. Gene Ontology annotation, molecular function: zinc ion binding; nucleic acid binding. Gene Ontology annotation, biological process: termination of RNA polymerase I transcription; DNA-templated transcription.
GACCUACGUAAACGCUAAGGCCUAAGCGCUAACUGGUCGGCUCCCGCCUCUAGGGUUUUAUACUUGAACAAUUCUCUGAGACGCUUACCAGAAAGAAGGGUUUAUCAUUUAUUAGUUUCCCGGCCACAUUGGUCGAAGCUACUCAUUACAGAACAAGAAUUAAGAUUUACCUUUCGUUGUGUCGACAGUUUGGUGAAGGAAAUUCAUGGCAUAUUCUCAAGCACGUGACUUCAUGUUCUGUAGCUUCUGUGGUUCAAUGCUGUCUUUGGUAUCACCCAAGUAUGCUGAAUGCCCAUUGUGCAAGUUUAAGCCAAGUGCAAAAGGGAUUUUGGGUAGAGAAAUAGGUUACACCAUUACUGCUGAGGAUAUACGGAGAGACCUGGGCAUCUCACAUGUUAGUGAAGGGAUGAAAACCAAAGAAUCAGCAGCGUUGAUCAAACAGACUUGUAAAAAGUGUGGACAUCCAGAGCUUGAGUACACUACCAGACAAAUGAGAUCAGCUGAUGAAGGGCAGACAGUAUUCCUUGUAUGCCCAAAUUGUAAGUUUAAGGACACAGAAAAUUGAGUCACUGUUCAACUUUCGAGAGCUGCGGGCACCAGUGUGAGAGGCAGGAGCAGUUUUAAGGGUUUUUGAGACUUAUCUUCAAUCAUGUUGUUGUCUUUGGAUCAAGGAAAAGUUAUAUUAAAACAAUCACCUUUCUUCCUUCUUUUUAUUGAAAAAAUUUUGUUCCACUGUAUGUGUGUAGAAUAUAUUGACAAGUUUCAUUACCAUAUGAGGUGAUUUUCAUGUAGAAUCAUACUGCUUGUGGUUCUCUUAGACUAGCCUGGUAAGCUGUUAUUUACUUUGUCCUGGAGAGAAAGGAACAACAUACUUUAUGGGGGGCGGCUUCGGACAUUGGGAGUAUUGCUGUUCAGAGAUUCUAAACAGUGGGAUUUUUGUUCAGAGAUUGUAAUCAGUUCUGUUAGUUUCGGUUUUUUUGUUUUAUUUUCCUGGUUUUGCGCGUCUGUGCCUUGUUUUUCCUGUUUCUUUUGUAUGAUAAAAUCACAUAUAUCCAACAAGAAAUAAAAUUUUCUUUUUUCCAUGCUUCA